GGUGACAUCAGCCGUGAAAAGGGAGCGGGCGGCGGCAUCCGCCACUGCGGGACCGCACCGGGACCGGGAUCGGCACCGCAGGCAUGGCGAACCGGGGACCAUCGUAUGGGCUGAGCCGGGAGGUGCAGCAGAAGAUCGACCGUCAGUACGACCCCGACCUGGAGCAGCUGUUGGUGCGCUGGAUGGUGGGGCAGUGCGGGGAGGACAUCCCCCAACCCACGCCUGGGCGUGAUGGGUUCCAGCAGUGGCUCAAGGAUGGCACUGUCCUGUGCCGCCUCAUCAACAGCCUCUACCCGCGGGGCCAAGCUCCAGUGGCCAAAAUCCAGGCGUCCUCCAUGGCCUUCAAGCAGAUGGAGCAGAUCUCACAGUUCCUGCAGGCAGCCGAGCGUUACGGCAUCGCCGCCACCGACAUCUUCCAGACAGUGGAUCUGUGGGAAGGGAAGAACAUGGCGUGCGUGCAGAGGACGCUGAUGAACCUGGGCAGCUUGGCGGUGGCCAAAGGCGAUGGGCUCUUCGUGGGAGACCCCAACUGGUUCCCCAAGAAAUCACAGGAGAACCGCCGCGUCUUCUCGGAGGAUAAACUGAAGGAGGGGCAGAGCGUCAUCGGGCUGCAGAUGGGCACCAACCGCGGUGCCUCGCAGGCGGGCAUGACCGGGUAUGGGAUGCCCCGACAGAUCCUCUGAGCGGCCCCAAAACCCCUCCCCCCCAACCCCAAAGCUUCCAUGGGGCUGGGGGGGGUCCCCAAAGCACAUCACUCUUCCCCAUGGACCCCCCCAUGGACCCCCCCAUGGACCAACCCAUGGACCCCCCCAUGGA
Messenger RNA from Gallus gallus (chicken), 816 nucleotides. RefSeq names its product transgelin 2 (gene TAGLN2). Gene Ontology annotation, molecular function: protein binding. The transcript has 5 exons. The record is from RefSeq and is a predicted model, not a curated record. The coding region runs from base 84 to 683 and encodes 199 amino acids. NCBI's taxonomy places the organism in Eukaryota, Metazoa, Chordata, Aves, Galliformes, Phasianidae.